Molecule: messenger RNA, 1689 nt
Organism: Colletotrichum fioriniae
Lineage: Eukaryota; Fungi; Ascomycota; Sordariomycetes; Glomerellales; Glomerellaceae
Biological process (GO): regulation of transcription by RNA polymerase II
Molecular function (GO): DNA-binding transcription activator activity, RNA polymerase II-specific; zinc ion binding
Source: RefSeq, a predicted model, not a curated record
AUGACCAUCCUCUCAUCCUCCGGACAGUCAGACUCAGCGGACGCCGCCGCUAUCACCGCAGGAGGCUCAACAAAUCACAUCGAGGAUAAACCGUACCACUCAAAACGGCCUCACAAAAAGUCCCGGACGGGAUGUAAGAACUGCAAAACACGCAAGGUGAAGUGCGAUGAGGCUCGUCCAACAUGUCGUAACUGCUUGCUCCGCAAGGCCAAUUGCAACUACCCCGGACCGUCCCACUCUCACCCCGACCGCCACCCACCGGGAUCGCCAUCGGGCUCCUCCGCCGGGACCUUCUCCCCGGCCCGCUCGCGGUCUCACACGCCGCCGCACCACCGCAACAAUCACAACCACCACGCGGCCGGCAGCGGCGGCGGCGGCGAGGACGACGACGCUAACGCCCUCGUCAUCAAAGAACCGCUCUACAUCCCCGCCGGCGACAGGGAUGCCAUUGACAUGAAGCUCCUCUGGUUCUACACCACAAACACCUUCACGUCCUUCGCCACGCAGGCCGGCAGGGUAAAGCGCAUCGACGACAUCCUCAAAGUCAAGAUCCCAAGCCACGCCUUCCAGAGCCCCUUCCUCAUGGACUGCCUCCUCGGCACCUCCGCCCUCCAGCUCCAGCACCUCAAACAAGACAUCGCCCCCUCCCGCGCCCUCCGCUACCGCGCACGCGCCUUCGAGGGCUACCGUAAGGCCAUCGAGGAAGGCAAACCGGAAACUUUCCCGGCCCUCAUCGCGACGUCCUUGCUGCUCACCGCCUUAUCGUCGCAAAUGUUCCGCGAAGAGGGGACAAAGGACCUCUACAUCAUCGACUGGAUGGUCGUCUGGCGCGGCAUCGGCCUCAUGAUCGACAUGGCUACGCCGCAGACCCUCUGGGAUUCCGGGCUCGCGGAGCUCUUCAUGCGCCCGCCCAUCAACCUCGACGAGGCUGCCAAGCAUAUCCCCAAUAACCUGCUCUUCAUGGUCUCCUCCAUCCAGCCCGGCGACCCGGACUACGACGAUAUCUCGACGUACUACGACACGCUGAAGUACCUCGGCUCCCUCUACGCCGAGCUCGUCAACGGGUUUGGGCCCAUCAUGACCCUGCGUGUCGUGACGUGGUUCACUUUCAUUCCGAAGGGCUUCGUCGAGCUCGGGCGGGAAAAGAGGCCCCGCGCGCUUGUUAUUUUGGCUCAUUAUCUCAUGUUUAUGAAGGCGACGCAGAAUCUGUGGUGGAUCGAGGGUAUUGGCGACCGUGAAAUCGCGGGGAUUGUGAACUACUUGGGCGAAGGAUGGUAUGAGCAGCUUGCCACGCCACGUCUGGCUUUGCUGCUAGACGACCGUACUGAUAUCGCGCGGCUGAUUCUGGGUGAUCCGGACUGGGAGUCGCCUAUUGACUUUUACAAUGCCCCGACGCGGGAUCCACGGACGGAGUUGCUCACUUGGGUCGAUGAUCACGGCAAGCGGUAUAAGGGCAUGCCGCAACGUGUAGGGGACUUACAUCCCGCGGAUCCGGCACCACGGACGCUACCCUGGGAGAGGGACGGUUUUCAUCAUGAUCCGAUGAUGCUCAGCCCCGCGGGGCGGCGGUAUGCUGAGAGGGUGCUAGAGGCGAUCGACUCGGGAGUGCAGGACAUGGAUAACUAUCUUGACCCUGACAAUUCAGACAUUCAAUACAAGCGCAAGCAAGAAUGGGUCAAGGCCUUGUGA